CGGCAGCUUCUGUGUAAGACGUCUUUUAAUUCUUAAAAUUUAAUACGUAUCGCGUUGACGCUUGAGCGAGCGUAUAGCUCGUCGUGGUUUACGAUUUUCCACUCCAAGAUCUAGUUGACUCUACAGCAUUGUACUAAAAGAUCGAUUUGUACAGCAUAUGUGAAAAUUUUAGUUAUGUCUGGGCGCUCGCUGUCCUUUCAUUUACCAAAUCAUGAUAGCCAACAAGUGGAUCUCGUAUUUGUUGUUGACUGCACUGGUUCCAUGCAUUCGUAUAUCCAUCGCAUAAAAAAUAGAAUUAUUUAUAUAGCCAACAGCAUUAAGAGGUUUGCAUUUAAUGUUCGUCUUGCUUUGGUUGAAUAUCGUGACCAUCCUCCAGAGGAUGAAACUUUCGUUUCUAGAGUUCACGGUUUUACUUCCUACAAUGAACAACAAGUGACAGCAUGGGUAGAGGGUAUGGCUGCUGCUGGUGGAGGUGAUUUACCUGAUGCUGUUACAGCUGGCCUUUAUGCGGCUCUCAAUCUUAGCUUCAGGAACGUGGCAACCAAGAUUUGUUUCUGGAUAGGAGAUGCACCUCCUCAUGGCUUGCUUCCAGAGGGGGAUAAUUUUCCUCAAGGUGACCCAGAUGGUCAUGAUCCUGUUCAAAUAUGUCAUGAAAUGGCGAGAAGAGGGAUAAUCUUGUAUUGUGUAGGAUGCGAACCUUCAUUGGUCCCAUACAGAGAAUUCUUUAUGGCAUUGAGUCACAUAACCGGUGGACAAUACAUACCCCUUCGAAGGGCGAGACUUCUCCCACAGAUUAUUGUUAAUGCUACUCAAGAAGAAGUUGAGAACGAAAAUCUCAUGGGACAUGUUAUCGAUCACUUACACUUGGAAUUUGCACGCCCUUCAGGCGCGACUAUUGCGCAACUCGCAGCGAGCUUACACACGGCGAUGUCAUCGAACAACAAUCUCACUAGACGGGUACGUUUAAACGGUCGAGAUGUAGACGAAGUGACGCCAUUGGCUAGGCAGAUGUCGUACAUGCGCACAUUGCCGCAACUUGCUCAGGCAAUGCACCUCCAGCUUUCUGAAGCGAUGCCACCUCGUCGUAAUGAACUUGAAGUAAUAACGACCGUUGAUAUAACAUCUUUGGUCGUCGUCCCCGAAAGAACUUGUGAGAGAUUAGCGCGAAGGUCAAUGGCAAGGUUGGAUUUGGAAGCUCGUGAAAAUGAAGAUGUUGAAAUGGAAGUAAAUGAUGUGCAAAUUGACAUUACCGUUUGACGUCUCCUAUCGAACGUACAAGAUUUUAAUUUUUUUAUUGAAGUAGGCAGGAGGGGAGUGUUUCAUAGAAACAAUAAAUAGUUUUAGUUUCCAUGCGAUAUUUAACAUUUUUCUUACGAUGACAGGGAAAGUAAAGUAUUCACUUUUGAAUUGUCUUUGAUGGAUAUGAACAUUGUCCAUUAACAGAAGUGUAAGACGUUGUCCUUAGCUUCACAAACGAUGGUCAUAUUUUUCACCAAAGCAAAAUGUAUCGUACUGUAUCUUUAAUGCAUCUUCAUACGAAUAGAAACUAUAUCUUUACAAAGUCUAGCAAAACAGACUAUAACUAGAAAUAUACUUUUAGAUAUUUGA
Messenger RNA from Xenia sp. Carnegie-2017, 1608 nucleotides. RefSeq lists its product as uncharacterized. The record is from RefSeq and is a predicted model, not a curated record. Lineage: Eukaryota; Metazoa; Cnidaria; Anthozoa; Malacalcyonacea; Xeniidae. The coding region runs from base 175 to 1257 and encodes 360 amino acids. Gene Ontology annotation, molecular function: protein serine/threonine kinase activity. Gene Ontology annotation, cellular component: cytoplasm. Gene Ontology annotation, biological process: peptidyl-threonine phosphorylation. The transcript is spliced from 4 exons.